Molecule: messenger RNA, 6731 nt
Organism: Drosophila rhopaloa
Lineage: Eukaryota; Metazoa; Arthropoda; Insecta; Diptera; Drosophilidae
Product: mitogen-activated protein kinase kinase kinase-like
Exons: 11
Coding region: 702-4082 (1126 amino acids)
Biological process (GO): protein phosphorylation
Molecular function (GO): ATP binding; protein binding; JUN kinase kinase kinase activity
Source: RefSeq, a predicted model, not a curated record
UCCAGUUCAUGUUACCCAUAACAAAAUGCUUUUUAAAUGCCACAAAAACACCCAAAACAAACAAAAAUUAAAAUAAAAUUAUGAAUAAUAGUGCCUUUAAGACAAUAGCAACUAAAAGCAAACCAACAAACUGGAACCAAAACCUUAAAGAGAACCAGAAAUCAAACCAGAUCCCUAGCUGGGUCCAAAGACCAGUUCAAUUAAACUAGUUCCGAUUUGAACAGUGCAACUCUAGUUUUUUUUUAAUACAUAUAUGUUUUAAAAACAUAUGCGGAAUCGGGCAGAUAAAAAGGCAUUAACCGAUUGCAAAGGAUCAAGGAUAAAGCGACUUUGACUGCGACGCUGACUGCGACGUCGACUGCGACAGAGCGACAAUGGUGUGCUGUGCGAGUGCGUUUGCGAUUGCGAGUGUGUGUGUUUUGUAUCGUGUUGUCUGAUUGUGUGUUGUUGCCGUCGCUGUUGUUGUUGUUCUUAUUGUUGUGCGUGUGGUUGACGGACGGACAGUGGAACAGAACGACAGUGGACAGUGGGGCUACCAGGAUAAACCAGGAUAAUUGCAACAUUCUCACCACCAAAGAAACAAUAGCAAGAAAGCAGAAAAAAAACAAAAACAAAGACGUAAAGGACCUUCCAUGUCGCCAAGUGUGGGCCUUUGAUGACGCCCAAGGACUCCCGAGGACUCCCCUUCAGCCAGGACUACCAUGCUCCCCAUUAGCGAGGAGCAGCAGCUGCACAAGCAGCAGUUAGAUCAACUGCAUCACCAGCAGAUCCCAGAGGAUCUGGAGCAAGUAGAGCCCCACGUGGGCGAUGGCAGCCUGUGGACUGCUCUUUACGACUACGAGGCCCAGGGCGAGGAUGAGCUGACCCUGCGGCGCGGCGAGAUAGUGGUGGUCCUGUCCACAGACAGCGAAGUGUCCGGCGAUUUGGGCUGGUGGACUGGAAAGAUCGGAGAUAAGGUUGGCGUCUUCCCCAAAGACUAUGUCACCGACGAAGAUCCACUCCAACUCAAUGUCUCCUCUGCGAUUGGAGACAUCCAACCGCAUGAAAUCGAGUACGAUGAAAUGGACAUCAAGGAGGUCAUCGGCUCGGGAGGCUUCUGCAAGGUCCAUCGUGGCUUCUACGAUGGCGAAGAGGUGGCCAUCAAGAUUGCCCAUCAAACGGGCGAGGAUGAUAUGCAACGGAUGCGGGAUAAUGUCCUGCAGGAGGCCAAACUCUUUUGGGCCCUCAAGCACGAGAAUAUAGCCGCCUUGCGAGGAGUAUGCCUCAAUACCAAGCUCUGUUUGGUGAUGGAGUACGCGAGAGGUGGCAGCCUUAAUCGCAUACUGGCUGGCAAGAUACCACCCGAUGUCCUGGUCAACUGGGCCAUUCAGAUUGCCCGUGGCAUGAACUAUCUGCACAAUGAGGCGCCCAUGUCGAUCAUUCACCGCGACCUCAAGUCCUCCAACGUGUUGAUUUACGAGGCCAUCGAGGGUAAUCAUCUGCAGCAGAAGACGCUUAAGAUAACCGAUUUCGGGCUCGCCAGGGAGAUGUACAACACGCAACGGAUGAGCGCGGCGGGCACCUACGCCUGGAUGCCACCAGAGGUUAUCAGCGUUAGCACAUAUUCCAAAUCUUCCGAUGUUUGGAGCUAUGGUGUAUUGCUUUGGGAACUGAUCACUGGCGAGACGCCCUACAAGGGCUUUGAUCCUUUGUCCGUGGCGUAUGGCGUGGCUGUCAAUACGCUGACCUUGCCGAUACCAAAAACCUGCCCAGAAACCUGGGGAGCCCUGAUGAAAAGCUGCUGGCAAACGGAUCCGCACAAACGACCUGGCUUCAAGGAGAUACUCAGGCAACUGGAAAGCAUCGCCUGCUCCAAAUUCACGCUGACUCCUCAGGAGUCCUUUCACUAUAUGCAGGAGUGCUGGAAGAAGGAGAUCGCCGAGGUGCUCCACGACUUGCGCGAAAAAGAAAAGCGUUUCCAAACCAUCGAAGAGGAAUUGCGCAACAAGGAGGAGCAGCUGCUUAGGGUGCAGAACGAGCAGCGCGAGAAGGCGAACCUCUUAAAAAUCCAGGAGCAAAUUCUACGCGAGCGCGAAAUGGUGCUGAUUGAACGGGAGUUGGUCAUGAUGCAGCCGCCGAAACGCAAGCCCAAAAAGGGAAAAAAGAACAAACCACUGCAGAUUGGGCUGCCCACGGGCUUCAGGCACACCAUUACGGCCGUACGCGACAAGGCUGAGCAACCGGGAUCACCUUCCUUCUCCGGAUUGCGCAUAGUGGCACGCUACCAGGGCAACAGCAAGAUGGACGACUGGCGCCCGGGGGCCACCAACAUGCCGAUCAUGUCGCCAUCGCCGUACCUCCUCAGCCGCUUCACCAGCAACGUUCCACUGCCGACGCUCUACGCCGGGGACUCCGCCCGGAAGCCGAAGCUCUCGGUGAUCGAGCUGCUGCUCUACAACAUGGCCUCCAUGCUGGCCGGAGUGGCGGCCGGAUACGAUGUGCGGAUGUCGAACGUGUCGCCAGUGCAUCCCACGCUGCUGAGUGAGGUGCCCGCCCUGAAAGCGGCGCCCAAGGCAGUGGCUCCAGUUGCGGAGGAGGUGGAGCCGCCUCAGGCGCAGAUCCUUGAACUGGAGGCGGAUGCGCCACUCAAACAGCAGGAGGGCGAUCAGCAGGAUCUCCGGGAAGGCACGCCCCGGAAGAUGGCCAGUCAGGCGAGAUUUGGUGGCAUUGAAGCUCCGGCCUGCAAAUCCCAGCCCACUUCUCUGGCCCGGCGAAUCGGAGGCAGUCAGCCGUAUUACACGCCCGUGCAGCGGACUCCGCAGCACCAGAUGCACCACCAGCAGCACCACCAGCACCAAUCCCAGCCCGUGCCAUCCGCCUUGGUGACCACAGUAGCCGCCGCAGCAGCCCAACCGGCGGCCGGAGUAAGCGGCAUCUACGCCGGAACACAGCCGCCGACGCCAUCGCCACGUCGCAAACUGAGCAACAGCAGCUUCGGCAACGCCAAUCCCCAAGCGGAUGCCUUCGAGGAGUUCCGUGUGGGCGGCGGCAUCGGUCCACCGCCACUCUAUGCGCCGGCGGAUUACCUGAGGAACGGACCGAGCUACUCCAACGAUGGGGGAAACUACCGGAAUGGGUACUUCGGUUCCAAUUACUUUCCCUACCGCCCGGAGUUGAACUACAGCUACGAGCGGGACUGCAAGUCGUAUCCGGACUACUCCUACGACUACAACCAUCGGCUGCCGGAUUACUACGACUACCAGUAUGAGGCGCCAGUGGUGCCCGUGCCCGUUCCCGUUCCUGUUCCCGUUCCCGUGACCGUUCCCUGUGGGGUCAACCAGACCCGGACACCACCACCUCGGGUUCCCCAAAUGGGCGUAAGUGCGGCCGGACACCGACGCACUCCCUCGACCGUGUCAAACAACUCAAAUGUUCUGCUGGAGCACGAAGAGCUGCUCUGCUAUGAUUACAACAAUCUCAAUUUGAAUGCGGACUACGAGAGGGAACGGGAACGGGAUCGGGAGCAAGUGCCUCCGCCCACGAAGCAGGAACUGUACGCGGGAUCGCCCAAGCUGCUGAACCGCCUGAUCCACAGUCCCUUGCCGAUGACCAAGAGCAAGUAUGCCACGGCGGCGGUGACGCGACCCGCCAGUCUGCCCUUUGAGCAGCAUGCUCUUUCGCUGAACUACCAGCAGCCGACCGUGGCAACGGUGGUGGCUUCUCUACCACCUCCUCUAGCUGGCCAAUCCAAGCUGCGCAGCUCGCUGAAGAAGUACAAUGGUGGCGGAGGCGGAGGAGGAAACGGUUCCACAUCCUCGCAGCAGGGCACACCCACUAAUCCCACACCACCGGAUUCGCUGACCAGCGAUGAUAGCUCCUAUUUGAGUGCCAAAGAGGGUUCCAUCGGCUCCCAGCACAGCAGAGUUCGCUUCAGUCCGGAGGCCUAUUUGGAUGCCAACCCGUUGCCCACAUUGGGACGCAGGAUGACGGCUCCGGCGAUGCAGUUGCCGCAGCACCAGCAGCAGCAGCAACAACAGCAGCAGAGACGCCAGCGACAGGCUUCCAGUGGCAGCACGCCAUCGCCAUCGGCCUCCUCCUCCUAGCAGACGCGACUGGCGCUGACCCUGCAGUUGGCGCGCAGUCCGGGAGCGGACAUCGGAAGCGGAGGAGCAGCCGGGCAGGCGCUUCACCAGCAGCGGGUUCCCUAUCGCUGGUACUCGGGAGCCCGGCGAUCUCGAUCGGCCCACUAUGAGUACCGCCUGUGAAAGAGCGGGACAGGCGCAAAGUUGGAAGCGAAAGAGAAGGGGAUGGCCAUAGAAGCUGGCAGGGAUCGCCGGAGCAGGAAGAUCUGCAGAAAAACCAAGUACUUAGGAGGAGCAACAAGUGGAGCUGCGGGAAAACUACAGGAUCAGCUGAUAAAGAAAAAGCAGGCAGUUAAAUCUAAGGGGAAAAUAUCGGAAAAUGGAAGAAUGCCACAGCUAACAACAAAAAUCAGAGGCAGCCAAAAGCUUGAGUAAGAGAAGUAACUCAUUGAUAAAGGAAAAGUAAGAAAAAUCGCAUAGCUUCUGGAAUUUUACCUUCAGAUGAGGAAAAGAAGCAAUUAUAAAGCAUAAAAUAAGUUAGCUUCAUAUAAGCACACAAAAGUCGUAAGCUGAAUAUAAAAGGUCGAAAAACACCAGAGAAAUCAAAUGGUUUUCAGGAAGAAUCAGAACAUAUAUCAAGUACGAGCAGUUGAGUUAAUCCAGAACCUAAAGAAGCGCAAACAGCGGAGGAAAAAACAAAAAAAACAGGAGCAAUACAUUUUGGGCAGGAUCAACAGGAGCGUUUUUACCUAAGAUCUUGCAGAACUUAAAAUCAAAGCAGCCUAUACCCACUGUCUGUAUAUAAAAGUAGUUGACACAGUUGUUCACUCGCAAGUAAUAUAUUAAUUCGAUGUUAAUAUUAACCCACAGAUAGACAAACCGUCGUAUUCCGGGGUGUUCCUGAUGCAUUUGGAGAUUUCAGGAGACCUUUUUCUGUUCCCAACCAAUUACUUUUGCAAAGUAUUGAUGGAAAUCGUAUACCUCGAAGAAUCUUUUUAGAACUUAAACCCUUGGGGAUUCGAAAUCUGCAGAAGUUUUAGGAACACCCCCUGGACAUACACACCCAUAGACACACAACCCCUGACUUGCGCGAUUUGCCUUAAAAGUAGAGUGAAGACUUCACUAGUUUUGCCUGAUGCCGGAUUCCAAAACAAAAAAAAUCACUCAUCGUAACGAAUCCCAAUCCCUCGUAUAAGAUUAUCGAUUUAACUGAUGGACAAAUAGUUUGAUAUAGCAAAUAUACUCCCAUUUAUGUAUUAUAUAUAUAAAGACGAAGUUCUCCACUUGCGUUCUCCGAUUCAGAUUAAGAGCAGCCAGCUAGCAAGCCAUCAACAACAAACAACAAACAACAAUAAUAACUAGUAAUACUUUGUAAUUCCGAGGACACCACAUCCCAAUCAAGACACACGCCAGCCGUAAGCUCCAUUUUUAAGUCUGACAAAAUGUUUAUAUAUUCAUAGAUAUUUAUAAACACCUAGAUAUAGACCGAUAUAGACGCGUUAACCCAAACCACUAGCUCUGAAUUGAAUAACAGUAUAACUCGAUCGAUUUACAACUACUUAUAAUGGAUAUAUAAGAGUAUAUAUAUACAUGCAUAUAUCUAUAUAGAUAUGUAUAAGACACAUAUAACGAAGCAUAUUGCUGCUGUUUUUUCCAAAUAAUGAAUAGCUAUGAUAAUGAUAUAAUGGCGAAGAAUUUGACUACCUUUACAUAUAUGACACGUACAUAGAUACUGCUACUAAAAUGCUUAUUAUGUAACCGAUUAUGUAAUCAAGUUUAUUUUCGAGGUGUUUUGAAAGUCUCUAGAGUUUUUGGGGUAUAUAUCCUAAAUAUGUUUUCAAAUAAUUUGAAGAGGCUUAAGAAUCAAUUCGUAUGUUAUUAAGCUAUUUAAAGAUAUUUAUUUCUUUUAAAAUAUUUAAAAUUUAAUGUAAAAUCAGAUUGAAAAAUGUAGAGUAACAAUUGUUUUAUUGCUUACAUUUUUAAAACUUUUGUAAGGUAUUUCACCUUCAUAACACCUUAGCUAAUACUUUUAAAAUCUCUAGAAAUUUACGGAACACCGCGGAUAAUGUUUAAUCCGAUUGCAGCAUGCACAAAUAGCUUUCUUUGACUUUCGAGGAGCUUAAUUACCAAUUUAGUUACUCGACUUGUUUGCCACGCGAACAAACACAAACUCUAGACCAUAUUUUUUUCGUUUUUGAGUGGGGUGUAACUAGACCACUGCUCAUGCAUAUAUUUACCAAUUAAUUACUAUAAUUUAGACAAAUUGUUGUUUAUGCUCACACAAAGCCGAAGUUAACCAAAAAAGGAAACGACAUCCGAUUGACCAGAAACAAAAACGGAUCAAUAUAGCGUAUAGCCUAUAGCCCAUAGCCAUUCAUCUGCCCAACAGUCGACUUUAACAUUUACCUACUAGCUUAAUUGCAUUUGCCUGCAUUAUUUAUUAAUUAGGAAGGGUUCGAGUUCUAAAGUUUAUUUUGUAUUUGCUUCUUAAUUGCCUUGAAUUAGCAAGUGGAAAAAAAACAUGGGGGGGGUCUUCGAGGGGGUAAAGUUGGGUUGAAGGGAGCGGAGCGGACUCACAAAUAUGCAAUAACAAAAUGCUGCUUGUGACUUAUGUUAUGUACAAAUUAGCAAUUAACAAUUGACGAUUCAUUUAAAUCAUUCAGAGACCAA